Molecule: messenger RNA, 2131 nt
Organism: Micropterus dolomieu (smallmouth bass)
Lineage: Eukaryota; Metazoa; Chordata; Actinopteri; Centrarchiformes; Centrarchidae
Gene: tmco4
Product: transmembrane and coiled-coil domains 4
Exons: 12
Coding region: 16-1866 (616 amino acids)
Source: RefSeq, a predicted model, not a curated record
CUUUUACUUGAGAAGAUGAGCAGGUCCAUGUUUCUCAGUGUGUUCAGGGAGAAGUAUCUACAGGGCUUGGUCUGCUGGCUGGAUCUGGAUGAGUCGGUGAUGCCGGUUAUGGGGGCUUUCCUGUCAGGUCUUGGCUUUGAGGGCUCAGACACCUUCCUCUCCACCCUACAGGCCGAACCACUGCUGGCUGCCGGGGCUACCCCCAUCAUACAGGAUCUGGUGUCUUUUUCUGUCAAAGAUGGCCAGUAUGAUGCCAGAGCAAGGGUUCUCAUCCGUCAUGUCAGCUGUCUGCUGCGAGUCCUUCCACAGCAGUUGGAGGAGUUUGAGGAAACACUGGGAGAGAGGCUGAGGGAAGGAGGAGUGGAGAGCGAAGAGGAGUCUUCCCGGCGGCUGAGGAGAGAAAGAGGGCGAAAAUUACGACGCUACCUCCUGAUUGGACUAGCCACCGUGGGUGGAGGAACUGUGAUCGGUGUGACAGGUGGGCUUGCAGCACCCUUGGUGGCAGCAGGGGCCAGUGCUGUGCUGGGGGCUGGAGGGGCUGCUGCUCUGGGCUCAGCCACCGGCAUUGCAAUUAUGGCCUCCCUGUUUGGAGCAGCAGGAGCUGGAUUGACUGGCUACAAGAUGAAAAAGUGUGUUGGGGCAAUAGAGGAAUUUGAAUUCCUGCCACUGAGAUCGGGGAAACAUCUUCACCUCACCAUUGCAGUGACAGGUUGGCUCUGCAGUGGUAAAUACAGUUCGUUCCAGGCCCCGUGGUGCAGCCUGGGCGAGUGUGGGGAACAGUACUGCCUGGUGUGGGAGUCACGUUUCCUCAGGGAUCUGGGCUCGGCAAUGGCCUCUCUGUUGGAUGGGCUAGUCAGCAUGGUGGCCCAGGAAGCACUCAAGUACACGGUGCUCUCAGGGAUCGUGGCGGCUCUGACUUGGCCUGCGUAUCUGCUGGCAGCAGCCAGCGUCAUUGACAAUCCCUGGUGUGUUUGUCUAAACCGCUCAGCUGAGGUGGGGAAACACCUGGCACAGGUUUUGAGAAGCAGACAGCAGGGGAAGCGGCCUGUCAGUCUCAUAGGUUUCAGCCUUGGGGCCAGAGUUAUCUACUACUGUCUACAGGAGCUUGCCAAUGACAAAGGUAGUGAAGGGGUAGUGGAGGAUGUAGUCCUCUUGGGGGCCCCUGUGGAUGGUUCUGAAAAGGCCUGGGAGAGGAUGACCAGAGUAGUGGCUGGAAAAAUAGUGAAUGGCUACUGCAGAGGGGACUGGCUCCUGGGGUUCUUGUACCGAAGUUCAGCUGCACAACUGUCUGUUGCUGGGCUACAGCCAAUCAACGUCCAGGAUCGGCGUAUAAUCAAUGUGGAUCUUUCCUCUGUGGUAAAAGGUCAUUUGGACUACAUGCGUCAGAUGGACACCAUCUUGGUAGCAGUAGGAUUUCCCACCAAAGAAGUCCCAGGAGCCUUCUUUGCUCUUCCUCAGCCUGUAAAAACAGUCACUGAAGGAGAUGUGGACAUCCCAGGCCAACCCCCCAACGAGCAACAUGUGACUGAGACACAAAAUCAAGCCGAGGAGGCUGAGACUUGUACAGAAGAAAGUAAAGACGCAAAAGAGGCGGCAGAGACAGACGAUAUGGGUGACGGUUGGGAUAUCCCUGAUAUUUCAGACCUGCUGGAAUCAUUAAAUGAUACAGAAUCCGACAGUCAAGUAGUAGUCGGGAACAAUUUACCGCUUACUUCUGAGGAGAAUGCCACUGAUGACCACACAGCGUCUGCUUUUGCUGUGUGUGACGGUAUAGAGGAGGCUGACCCUGAGAGCGAACACGUAUCAUGGAGCUGGGAUGAUACACCCUGGACUACAGAGCACACACAAAGGCAGCCAGACUUGUAAAGAGCAUGUGACAGGACCAGCUGCUUCCCUGUAAAAUCUCAUCUUCUCAAGUUUUUUUUCAGCAUCAGAGCUUUCUUAAUUAAUUCCAUUCUCAACACACUGACAUGCCAAAGACAGCUAAAUAGUCAAUGCACACAUAUGGCAGCCUGAAGUGAAAACCCCUGAAUUAACUGCUUUGUUUAACUCCUAAAUGGGAUUUUUAGACUAAUUUAUUAAUAACAAUUUAGAACUUUGUAAAUAAAGUAGAUGUUUUACUACCUGUAAA